Molecule: messenger RNA, 1759 nt
Organism: Hydractinia symbiolongicarpus
Lineage: Eukaryota; Metazoa; Cnidaria; Hydrozoa; Anthoathecata; Hydractiniidae
Product: TNF receptor-associated factor 3-like
Exons: 6
Coding region: 162-1664 (500 amino acids)
Biological process (GO): tumor necrosis factor-mediated signaling pathway; regulation of canonical NF-kappaB signal transduction; positive regulation of JNK cascade
Cellular component (GO): cytoplasmic side of plasma membrane; plasma membrane signaling receptor complex
Molecular function (GO): ubiquitin protein ligase binding; zinc ion binding; tumor necrosis factor receptor binding
Source: RefSeq, a predicted model, not a curated record
UCAUCGGCGUCGUACACAUGCACCAAGUCGGGCCAAACACCCAAAUGCCAGCAACUAUAACGGAAUAAUGAAGUGUACAAAGAUUUUGUGGAGACCUAACUUUGUGAGGAUCAUGUCAUAAAAUUUGUCACCUCGACGACUUUGGCUGAUGUUUUUCAGAUAUGGAUUCAAGCAAAGGCUAUAACAUACAAACACUCAUUCAGGUUCCUGUACGGUUGAUUUGCGCUUUGUGUGGACUCAUUUUGAGAAACACCAUCCAAACAAGUCGUGGUGAAAGAGCUUGUAGCACUUGCUACAACGAAGCUGUCCGUAAACCUGGCUUGUGUCCAAUUGAUGGUGAAGAACCAACUGAAAUUUUUAAAGAUAAAUAUGCUGACAAAGAAAUUGGUGAAAUCGAAUGUUAUUGCACCAACAAAAGUAAUAACUGUAACUGGAUUGGUCCUAUAAAAUUACUUGAGCAACAUUUUGAAGAAUGUGAAUUCAAUGUCGUGCCAUGCUCCAAAUGUAACGAAGAUGUAUUGAGGCGUGACUUGGCAACUCAUGAGCGUCAAUUGUGUGUCAAAAGAACCAUCCACUGUCCUUACUGUGGUAUCACUCUUUCACAUGAUCUCUACCAGGAGCAUGAACCUAUUUGCCCAGAUAGACCAAAAAUGUGUCCAAUGAAUUGUGGAAAGGGUUUAACAGAUGGGCAUCAAAACCAUCUUUUGGAAUGUAGUAACAUUAGGAAUGGGCAAGCCUGUGUAUACCAGCUUCUUGGUUGCAAUUACAAGGGUGGACAAUCAGUCCUUGAUCAUAAGAAUGAGACGCAUCUGCUACAUGAUGUGGUUACAGUGACAUCAAUUUCACAACUUCAGCACGACAAUUUUACCCUACAAAAAGCAGUGCAGGAGAGUAGCGACAAGAUAGCUGUUUUAGAAGAGAGACAUCUACUUGACCAGCAAGCAAUUAUGCAUCAAAGAGAAGAAGUAAAUUCACUUAAAAAUGAUGUAAAAAAACUUCAAAAAAAGUACGAGGAGCAAAUGUUGUUGGUGCUGGAAAAAGUGAACAAUUUGGAUAGAAAAGUUAACGAGCAUGAAAAUCCAACUUCUGAGGGAAUAACCCAAGCUUUAAAAGAGUGUAAUGAAAAAGUAGAAAGAUUAGAUAAUAGCCAAACAAUGUUAAGCUCAAAUUUGUCAGAUUUAGACUUGCGUCAACAGCUGCUAGAGAACACAUGUUACAAUGGUCGAAUGCUUUGGAAGAUUGACAAUCUCGAAUAUAGAAUGAAGCAAGCAGUAGAUGGCAAAGUGACUGCCUUGCACAGCGCUCCAUGUUUCACAAAGAAAUUUGGAUAUAAGUUUUGCACAAGGCUUUAUCUGAAUGGAGAUGGAAUUGGAAGAGAUUCACACGUAUCUCUCUUUUUCGUACUCAUGAGAUCAGAAUACGAUGCUUUGUUGGAAUGGCCAUUCCGUGAAAAGGUUACUUUUCGCUUGUUAAGUGCGAAUGAUGUGAGAGGGUUAGAUAUUAGAGAAACAUUUUUGCCUGAUCGUACUUCAACCAGCUUUCAAAAGCCUGUUCGCGAAAUGAAUGUUGCUGCUGGCUGUCCCACUUUUAUUACAAUUGAUGAGUUAAAAUCUGGAAAAUAUAUUAUAGGCAACAGUAUAUUUAUUGAAACUGUAGUAGGGUAAAGCACGACUCUUUAUAUUGAAUGUAAAAACAUGAUCAUAAAAAAAGUAAAGAACUAGUUUCAAUGAAUCACACUAAACAAGUUUUUUUAUCUAGA